Messenger RNA from Oryza brachyantha (malo sina), 4103 nucleotides. Its product is annotated as L-type lectin-domain containing receptor kinase SIT2-like. Gene Ontology annotation, biological process: protein phosphorylation. Lineage: Eukaryota; Viridiplantae; Streptophyta; Magnoliopsida; Poales; Poaceae. The transcript is spliced from 2 exons. The record is from RefSeq and is a predicted model, not a curated record. Gene Ontology annotation, molecular function: carbohydrate binding; protein kinase activity; ATP binding. Bases 1 to 3972 code for a protein of 1323 amino acids. Gene Ontology annotation, cellular component: plasma membrane.
AUGCAUCUUCACGUGGUGAAGCUCGUCUUCUUCCUCGCCCUCGCCGCAGCGUGCAGCACCGGCGGCAACGGCGACGAGCAGUUCGUCUACUCGGGCUUCACCGGCGCCAACCUCACCCUCGAUGGAGCGGCCGUCAUCACGCACGCCGGAUUGCUGGAGCUCACCAACGGCACGCUCCGCCAGAAAGCGCACGCCGUCCAUCCCGUCCCGUUCCGCCUCCGCAGCGGCUCGUCGACGUCGACGACGGCGGUGCGGUCCUUCUCGGCGUCUUUCGUGUUCGCCAUCGUCUGCCCCGACGCCGACGCCUGCGGCCACGGCAUCGUCCUCUUCGUCGCCCCGGCCGACCACGACUUCUCCGCCGCGUUCCCCAGCCAGUACAUCGGCCUCUUCAACGGCACCAGCAACGGCGACGCCGCCAACAACCUCUUCGGCGUGGAGCUCGACACCGACCAGAACAGCGAGUUCCGCGACAUCGAUGGCAACCACGUAGGCGUCGACAUCAACAGCCUCACGUCCGUCGACUCCGCCAGCGCCGGCUACUACGACGACGCCGGCGACCAUGGCUUCCGCAACCUGACGAUGGCAAGCCACGGCACGGCCAUGCAAGUGUGGGUCGACUACAACGGCACGGCCAGGCAGAUCAGCGUCGCCAUGGCUCCCCUCAAGAUGUCCAAGCCAUCCAGGCCAUUGCUGUCUACCACCUACGACCUCUCCACGGUGUUCACCAUGGACAAGCCCUACAAGGUAGGCUUCUCGUCGGCGACAGGAUCGUUCAACUCCAAACACUACGUUCUCGGUUGGAGCUUCGCCGUGGACGGACGACCUGCUCCGGCCAUCGACGUCGACAAGCUGCCGAAGCUGCCACGCUUCGCCCCCAAACACAAGCCCAAGAUGGUGGAGAUAAUUCCACCAUUAGCGACGGCUGCAUUCGUCGUCGUGUCGCUUCUUUUGAUACGAAGACGGAUGAGGUACUCCGAGUUGCGAGAAGAUUGGGAGGUUGAGUUUGGACCACAUCGGUUCUCGUACAAGGAUCUGUUCCAUGCCACGGAUGGAUUCAAGAGCGAUAAUCUUAUCGGUGUUGGCGGAUUUGGGAGAGUAUACAAGGGAGUGCUACCGUCGUCGAAAUUGGAGGUUGCUGUCAAGAGGGUAUCGCACGACUCGAAGCAAGGGAUGAGAGAGUUCAUUGCGGAGGUUGUUAGCAUAGGUCGAUUGCAGCAUCGCAAUCUUGUGCAGCUACUUGGUUACUGCAGGCGGAAAGGUGAGCUCCUUUUGGUCUAUGAGUAUAUGUCGAAUAGAAGUCUUGAUAAGCAUCUAUACGACGAUGGCGUUUUAGAUUGGGGUCAGAGGUUCCAGAUCAUCAAAGGGAUUGCAUCCGCUUUGCUCUACCUCCAUGAGGAGUGGGAGAAAGUGAUCGUGCACCGGGAUAUUAAGACAAGCAAUGUGCUCCUUGACAGUGAGAUGAAUGGUCGAUUGGGUGAUUUUGGCUUGGCAAGGCUUUACGACCGCGGCGCGGACCCACAAACCACUCAUGUGGUUGGCACCAUAGGAUAUCUAGCUCCAGAGCUUGGUCGUAGCAGCAAGGCCACUCCUUUAACCGACAUAUUUGCUUUUGGCAUAUUUAUUCUUGAGGUUACCUGCGGGCAAAGACCUGUCGUGCAAGUUCCACAUGAGGGCCAUCUUGUGUUGAUUGACUGGGUGCUUGAGCAUUGGCACAAAGGAUCAGUCAUUGAGACAGUGGACCCAAAGCUCCAAGGAAACUAUAAUGUAGAUGAGGUGUGCUUAGUACUAAAGCUUGGAUUAUUAUGCUCACACCCUCUCUCCAAUGCAAGGCCCCCUAUAAGGCAAGUAGUGAAGUAUCUAAAUGGGGACAUGGAAAUGCCAGAGCUGGUGCCAACACAUCAUAGUUUUCAUACACUUGCACUGAUGCAGAACCAGGGAUUUGACUCGUACAUUGCACCAUUCUUUGUUCUUCUUCCCAUCCUUCUCUUCUAUGGAUUUCAUCUUGUUCUGGCCAUCGCUGCCGGCGAUGACCACCAGUUCGUCUUCUCCGGCUUCUCCGGCGCCAACCUCACCCUCGACGGCACGGCCACGGUCACGGCCGACGGCCUCCUCGAGCUGACCAACGGCUCGACGCAGCUCAAGGGCCACGCCUUCUUCCCAGCUCCCCUGAGCUUCCGCAGGUCCGGCAAUGGCAGCACGGUGCGAUCCUUCUCGGCAUCCUUCGUGUUCGCCAUCCUCACGACCUACCCCAACCUGAGCUGCCACGGCGUCGCCUUCGUCGUCGCGCCGAGCAGCGACCUCUCCACGGCGCUGGCGCAGCAGUACAUGGGGCUCACCGACAUCGACCGCAACGGCGACGCGAGCAACCACUUCUUCGCCGCGGAGCUCGACACCAUGCAGAACGUCGAGUUCCAGGACAUCAACAACAACCACGUCGGCGUCGACAUCAACGGCCUCCGCUCGGUGGAAGCACGCAGCGCCGGCUACUACGACGAUGGCAACGGGAGCUUCCACGGCAUGAACCUCAUCGGCGGCGACGCGAUGCAGGCAUGGGUGGAUUACGACGGAGACGUCGCUCGAAUCAACAUCACCAUUGCUCCAAUCGACGUGCCAAAACCAGCACGGCCACUCAUCUCUGCCGCAUACAACCUAUCAGAUGUUCUCAUGGAGCCAUCGUUCAUCGGCUUCUCCUCGUCGACUGGCCCAAUCAACUCCCGCCAUUACGUUCUUGGGUGGAGCUUUGGCAUGAACAAGCCUGCUCCCGCCAUUGAAAUCGCCAAGUUGCCGAAGCUACCUCGCCUCGCCCCGAAGCCUCGAUCCAAGGUCUUGGAGAUCCUGCUUCCAUUAGCUACUGCAGCAUUCCUUUUUUCAUUGGGCAUUGCUGUGGUUUUUGUGGUGAGGAGGAGGCGGAGAUACGCCGAAUUGCGCGAAGAUUGGGAGGAUGAGUUUGGACCGCAUCGGUUCGCGUACAAGGAUCUGCUCCAUGCCACUGAUGGAUUCAAUGACAAGCAUGUUCUUGGGGCAGGAGGGUUUGGCAGGGUGUAUAGAGGAACCCUUCCAAAGUCAAAAUUGGAGGUUGCUGUGAAGAAGGUCUCCCAUGAAUCGAGGCAGGGGAUGAAGGAGUUCGUCGCCGAGGUAGCUAGCAUCGGCCGGAUCCGACACCGGAACCUCGUGCAGUUACUUGGUUAUUGCAGGCGAAAAGGUGAGCUCCUUCUGGUGUACGACUACAUGUCAAAUGGUAGCCUCGACCGAUACCUGCAUUACGAAGGGAACAGGCCAGUCUUGGAUUGGGCUCACAGGUUUCAAGUUAUCAAAGACGUCGCGUCGGGUUUACUCUACCUCCACGAGAAGUGGGAUAAAGUUGUCGUUCACCGGGACAUCAAGGCAAGCAAUGUGCUACUCGACGGAGAAAUGAACGCACGGCUCGGCGACUUUGGCCUCGCGAGGCUAUACGACCACGGCGAUGAUUCGCACACGACGCAUAUGGUUGGCACCAUGGGUUACCUCGCUCCAGAGCUAAUCCACACGGGAAAGGCGUCGACUCUGACGGAUGUUUUCGCGUUCGGCAUAUUCAUUCUCGAGGUGAUAUGUGGACAGAGGCCAAUCAAGCAAGAUGAACAUGGAGCCCAAGUUCUGCUAGUCGAUUGGGUGCUCGAUCAAUGGCAGAAUGGGUCAUUGCUCGACGCAGUGGAUCCAAGGUUGCAAGGUGAGUACAAUGUCGAGGAGGCAUGCCUGGUGCUCAAGCUUGGGCUGCUGUGCUCACACCCUUCUCCCAGUGCCAGGCCAUGCAUGCAGAAGGCCGUGGACUACCUUGAAGGAGACACGCCAGCUCCAGAAAUGGCGUCGACACAAGAGAGCCUGAAGGAGCUAGCCUUGAUGAGAAACAAAGGUUUUGACCCAUACAUCAUGUCGUAUCAUCCGUCAUCGACAGUGAGCUUCGGCACUGUAUCUGACAUAUCAGGAGGAAGAUGAUACUGCUUAAUGCAUGAUGAUGAUGCUUAAUGGCAUCCUGUAAACUUGCUUUACAGCCUUGCAGGACUUGAGUUCAGUAAUUCUGAAGGAGAAAGCAUCAGUGAACAAGAACAACAGAGGCAGUGUUGAUG